Molecule: messenger RNA, 1008 nt
Organism: Plenodomus lingam JN3
Lineage: Eukaryota; Fungi; Ascomycota; Dothideomycetes; Pleosporales; Leptosphaeriaceae
Source: RefSeq, a predicted model, not a curated record
AUGAAGUACGAACUUCUUGCCCUUGCCCUCAUCGGUGCCAUUGCUGCCCACCCAGCCCCCAGGGCUACAAAGCGCGAGGUUCCUCAGGAACACUCGCAUGAAAACAUCUUGAGGGCUGUCAACGAAGUCUUGCAGCAAGACAACCCAGAUGAGAUCCAAGAUGCUGUGUUUGGCCUUCUAGGUGCAGCGGCGGCAGCGGAGGGUGCUGGAAAUAUCGCUGAUGCUGGCAAGUGUUUAUAUAGAAGAUGUGCGGAUGAUCAAUCACUAAUAUCCACAGACUGCCUACAGCAAGCAACCGCUGACCAGGCCUUCACCAACGCGAAAGCUGCUGGUGACGUGGAUGGAAUGACCAAUGCACUCAUAUACCGUGCAUUAGAACGCAACACUGGUUCAGUCGGACUGGCAUCUGUGCCUUGCACAUCCAUCGAGGCGGUCAACCCUGAGAUUGCAGCUCUUCAGCAGCACCAGGACCCUGCCAGCGACGGUGCCAAGGAGUUGAACAAGGAGAUUGCAUCUGAGCUUGCACGCCAGAUUUCCGCCAUUGGUGGCGACCCAGCACUUGCGAAUGAGGCAUCGACGUUUGAGCCUGGCGAAAUUGGCGACCAGACCGGAGCCGGUAAUACCUGCGACGAUUUGGAUGAUGCGGCAGGGUGUAUCAACACGCUUAACCUCCGCGUUGAUGAUUUGAGCGAAGACGAGAUCGCUGCAGCUGUGGAUGGUGCUGGAGCUGGCGAGGCCGCUGCUGACAAUAAUGCCAACGCUGAUGCCGAUGCCGAUGCCAAUGCUGGUGACAACAACGCCAAUGCAGACGCUGGAGGCGAUGGCGGCAACAACAACGCCAAUGCAGACGCUGGAGGCGAUGCCGGCAACAACGACGCAAGCGCAGACGCUGAAGCCAACACGGGCAACGACAACAACGCGGCUAACUCUUGCAACAAUGCCAACAGCUCCCAGGCCGACAACGAGAGUGCCAACGCCAACGACACCGGCAGUAACAACCACCAAUAA